UUGAGCUCAACUGGGGGAAAAGUUUGACAACCUUUGCUUAGUCUGUUGUCUAAAGAAAAUAACAAUCUCAAAUAUAUACAGGUUGUAACAGAUUAUUUAGCCAACCAAAUAAAUCAGGUCCGAGUACGACGGUGCGUUCACUUCUUCUUCUUCUUCUCCUUCUCUUGUCCUCGUGUUGACGUAAACAUCGACAGAAUCAGGAAGUCCGGGGAUUUUUUUCUGAGCCAGAAACUUGAAUGGAGAGUAGAUAUGUUGACUUUUAACGACGGUAUACGACGUAUUCCGAUUUUCUUCACCGACUGACGCGUUCAAAUAAGUUAUUGAUGUCGUUCGUUUUGUGAUUACUGUCUUAGAACCGAUCUUAUCCGUCAUUUGUUACCCGGAACACCUGGAUUAUUCACUUUUUGGGUGAGAGGGAUGGAUGUUCCUCAUCUCACUGAGGAAGAAAUGGCAGAGAUUAAAAAAGACGUGCUGACCAGGCUGCGGCACUACCUCUGCGACAAGAUCAGAGCCGAACGCCACCUCGACUACCUGCGCGCCCGCAGGAUUCUCACACGAGACGAUGCGGAGGAAAUUAGCUGCAGGACAACUCAGACGAAGAGGACGGCCAUGAUGUUGGACAUACUGGCAGAAAACCCUCGAGGCUUGGACGCCUUGACUGACUCCAUAAGGGAGAUGCGUUCACAAAACUUCAUCAUUGCCAAAAUCACAGAUGAGGUGCAAAAGGCCAAAAAUGAGAAGAUCGAGUCUCUCAGAGCAGGAGUUAUCAGUUCCUCAUCUGACAGCGGCAUCAGCAGCCCGAGCAAAACCAGUGACCUCCUCAUGUCGUUUUCAAACAACUCCACCAUGCUCUUCCACCCAGACGGAGAACAGAGCUGUUCCACUUCAGGCGCAGCGGCCUCACUCAACCUGCCGUCAUUACAGAGAAGCUGCGACUUGCCUCCCGGAUCUUGCGCUAGCGUCGCCGUUGCUGCCUCCGCUUCUUCCACUUCCUCCAGCCUCCCCAGACCCGGAGACCCAGGAGCUCCCCCGCUGCCCGAUGACGUUAUGGUGGAAUCCCCCUCCAACAUCGACGCAGGAGCGCCAGGAUGCACCAGCACAGGAGGGGACCCAAACUUCCAGCCCCUCCGAUCACGCUCGCUCACGCCAACGUCACAUCGAAGCAUCUUUUAAUUCCACAUCUCAAUGAGACAGUUCGCAUCCAGUUACAGAGUCAAACCAGCACCAUCCACUCGACUAAAGUCUGUACCAUUAGCUCUAUUAUUUACUGUGUUUGGUGCCUUUAAGGUGCCACAUGUAAUGUUCUGUUACUCUUGGAGUUGAAACCAUUGAUUGAUUAAUUGAUAAAAAAAAAAAAAGAAAAAUUGAUUUUAAAUUAGCAACUUUGUAACAAUAUAUUGUUUCACUCAUUUUUUAUCACAAAAAAACAAACAAUAGCUUUUUCCAGUAUCUUACAUGUGAAGAUUUUCUGCUUUUCUUUGUCAUUCAUGGAAGUAAAUUAAGAGACUUUGGGGGUUGGUUAGAGGGAGCACAUUUUGUAUGUCCUAUAGACCAGACUAUUCUCCAUAAAUAAAUAAACAAUUUGUCCCUAAUGAAAAUGAGCAUUUGAUGCUGUCUUAGAAUCAGCUGUUUGACACAUAUUCUAUAAAAGUCAGAUGCCAAUGUGUAGCCUCAGAUUACAAUUGAAGUCAAAAUAAAACCUUAAUUAGCUUUACAAAUAUAUGUCAAUCUCAACAAUUAUAAUUUUCUAUCAACCUUUAUUUUUCUAUUUAACAAAAGAAGCCACAAUUCUCAAAUGUGAAAUAUUGAAUUAUGAAAAAGCAGAUGUUCAUGAGCUUCACAAGAGCUUCUUUUAAAGUUUAAAUUGAAAAAGAAACAGUCUCAUAUAUGAAGAAGAAUUCAUAAUCUGGCACGCAUUCCAUGGCAGUACAAACAUAUAUAAAUUUGUAUCUCUUAAAGUAUUCAGGUUUGAUAUCAACAGUACACAGAUGUGACUUAUCUACUCUUAUUCUUUUCUAGUUGGUGUGAUUUCUUGAUGACCUGUGUCAGGAAAACAUGGCAGCUACAGCUACAGUUACAGGUGCUGUGAUAAAGUCUUCUGCACUGGAAUGUCUACUUGAGCCUUUUUAUGUGUUUAAGAUGCUGCCUCUGUGUGCCUGAGUCAUGUACGUAGCUCUAAGUGAUGAUUUCUGCUUCAUUCCUCUGCAGCUUUAAACCAACAAGAAGUUGCUUUGAUGUUUUUAUCACUACAGAAGUCAUGAAUGAGACAUGAAACCUACUGCAGAGCGGCAUACAAACCCUGUUCUACUUAUCACUGCAUCAGCUUGUCAUGUACGAUUGUCUAUUGCAUACUAAAGGUUUUUUAUGAACUUAAAA
Messenger RNA from Labrus mixtus (cuckoo wrasse), 2376 nucleotides. It is a transcript of the gene bcl10, whose product is annotated as BCL10 immune signaling adaptor. The record is from RefSeq and is a predicted model, not a curated record. Gene Ontology annotation, cellular component: cytosol; CBM complex. Lineage: Eukaryota; Metazoa; Chordata; Actinopteri; Labriformes; Labridae. Gene Ontology annotation, biological process: canonical NF-kappaB signal transduction; positive regulation of extrinsic apoptotic signaling pathway; apoptotic process. Gene Ontology annotation, molecular function: kinase activator activity; transcription coactivator activity; NF-kappaB binding. The transcript is spliced from 3 exons. The coding region runs from base 418 to 1173 and encodes 251 amino acids.